This is a messenger RNA of Nothoprocta perdicaria, 1560 nucleotides long. RefSeq names its product protein phosphatase 2 catalytic subunit beta (gene PPP2CB). Bases 122 to 1051 code for a protein of 309 amino acids. Gene Ontology annotation, molecular function: protein serine/threonine phosphatase activity. NCBI's taxonomy places the organism in Eukaryota, Metazoa, Chordata, Aves, Tinamiformes, Tinamidae. The record is from RefSeq and is a predicted model, not a curated record. Gene Ontology annotation, biological process: peptidyl-serine dephosphorylation; mitotic cell cycle. Gene Ontology annotation, cellular component: cytosol. The transcript has 7 exons.
GGAAGUGCGCAGGGGCCGGGUGGGGGCCGCCAUUACGGGGAGCGGAGCAGGCCUCGCGGCGCGGACGUUGCGCCGCGACCGUUAGGCGGGCCCCACCGCGGCCUGGCGCCGCCGCCUCGCCAUGGAGGAGAAGGGCUUCGCCAAGGAGCUGGACCAGUGGAUCGAGCAGCUGAACGAGUGCCGGCAGCUCAGCGAGAGCCAGGUCCGCAGCCUCUGCGAGAAGGCUAAAGAAAUUCUUACGAAGGAAUCAAAUGUGCAAGAGGUACGUUGCCCUGUCACCGUCUGCGGGGAUGUCCACGGGCAGUUCCAUGAUCUUAUGGAACUCUUCAGAAUUGGUGGGAAAUCACCAGACACAAAUUACCUGUUCAUGGGAGACUACGUGGACAGAGGCUAUUACUCGGUGGAAACAGUAACUCUUCUAGUAGCAUUAAAGGUGCGUUACCCGGAACGCAUUACGAUACUGAGAGGCAAUCACGAAAGCAGACAAAUCACGCAGGUGUACGGCUUCUACGACGAAUGCCUGCGCAAGUACGGGAACGCCAACGUCUGGAAGUACUUCACGGAUCUCUUCGAUUACCUUCCGCUUACGGCUCUAGUAGACGGCCAGAUAUUCUGUCUCCACGGUGGCCUCUCUCCGUCGAUAGAUACACUGGAUCAUAUCAGGGCUCUGGACCGCCUGCAAGAAGUUCCGCAUGAGGGUCCCAUGUGUGAUCUGUUGUGGUCGGACCCCGAUGAUCGUGGUGGCUGGGGUAUAUCUCCUCGUGGCGCUGGCUACACGUUUGGGCAGGAUAUUUCCGAAACCUUUAACCAUGCCAAUGGUCUUACACUGGUCUCCCGUGCUCACCAGCUUGUCAUGGAGGGUUAUAAUUGGUGCCACGAUCGAAACGUGGUUACCAUUUUCAGUGCGCCCAAUUACUGUUACCGCUGUGGGAACCAGGCUGCUAUCAUGGAACUAGAUGACACUUUAAAAUAUUCCUUCCUUCAGUUCGACCCGGCGCCUCGUCGCGGAGAGCCCCACGUUACCCGUCGUACCCCAGACUACUUCCUAUAAGUGUCUCCUAACCUCCGUAGAAGGAAGUACACGUGGCGUUUUAAAGAGCAACAAUAUUUACACGUCUUUGUAAGAAAGCGGGGUUCGUCUCUACUAAAACUCCCCAUCAUGGACCAAAAUGUGCCAUACUGAGGACGAAGAGCGUUUAGCACAACUUGAGACUGAAUUCCUUACAACACUAUAUAUCCCAUACCUAUCAGUCCAACAGUCAGUUUGCCUGCUGUAUUUGUGGUCAUUGUUUUUUGUGGUUUGUUUUUUUUUGUUUUGUUUUCUUUUCUUUUUCCCCCAUUCUGGACUGUGCAGAGAGAAGAAGAUAACUCUAACGCUUCCCUCUCCUUUUACGCUUCUUUGUAAAAAACAAAAAACAAAAAAAAAAAACCAAAAAAACUUUUUAGUUGUAGUGGAUAACCGGCAUGACGUAGAGUUUGGAGUUUUAUUUUCAAGGGCCACUAACUUCUUAGCCUGCCACUCGCUUCUUGUUUUAUCGGAUGAGGACCGACGUAACUGGA